GACCAGGGCGCAAUAAAGAAGAAAAGGACUCGCGGGCACCGAUUAUUUGAAUCAAGGAAAAGGAGCAGCACGUGUCAUCAAAAAUGUUAACGGAUAAAUUUCAAGACUUACAGGAGUCUCUGGAUACGCUGCUGGACCUGACCAGCAGUCAACCUGAGACGCUAAUUCGAGUGAGAAACGAACAGCAAGCCUUUUUUGAUCGAGACAUGGUGACAAGAGGGACUGUGACACAGAUUUUCAAAGAUGUGGUUCAGCAAGAGGAAAGUUUGGUGCACCGAUUGACUGACAUAAAGGAGAAGCUGCUACAGGAGAAAGAACUGGAGAGCUUGGAGGAUCAGCUGAGACAAUUCACAGCCAAGAAUCAACUGCUGGACUCAGACUUACAAUUUCUGCAGAGCGAGUUGGAACGACUGAGGAGCUCGGAAAACGAGCUCACAGCUUUGCAAAAUGAGGUGGACGAAGACACCACUGAGAUCAUCCCAUCUGCAAUAUAUGUUGUAAGGCUGAACCACCUCAUAACCAGGAUCAAGUGGGAAUAUGACACAGAGCCUCACAUCCUUAAAGCAGUGCAUUAUGGGCCAGAUGUGGCAACUCCCAUCAGUAUCGACACCAAAGUCAAAUCUCAGAGGGAAAUUGCUGACCAGUUAUGGAACUUUGUAAGCGAUGAAUGGUAAACGAAUGCAUUUGUGCAACUCACCAGUGAGCAAUGUUUGUCCUUCCCAUACAACAAUGGCACAAAUAGUGAAACUAAAAUCUGGUGUCUUGAUGUACCACUAGGUGUCGCUAUGUUUUAUAAUACCGCUAUGCAGUUUAUUGGUAUAGUAGUUCUGUCAUUGAUCAUUAUGUUUGUACUUGCCUACUUACUGUUGUACAAACUUUAUUGUGCAACUAAACCUUUUAAAAAAAGUGAAUAGAUUCAUUCUUAUUUUAUUCUGUAGCCAGUAAUGCUCUUCCUUGAGAUAUUUCAGUUUCAUUGCUCAGCCACUUCAAGAAAAGCAUCCAGUGCAACUCCAGUAAAAGCAAACGUUCAAUUGUU
Hippocampus comes (tiger tail seahorse) is the source of this 1036-nucleotide messenger RNA. RefSeq names its product SPC24 component of NDC80 kinetochore complex (gene spc24). The coding region runs from base 84 to 674 and encodes 196 amino acids. Gene Ontology annotation, cellular component: Ndc80 complex. The record is from RefSeq and is a predicted model, not a curated record. Lineage: Eukaryota; Metazoa; Chordata; Actinopteri; Syngnathiformes; Syngnathidae. The transcript has 6 exons. Gene Ontology annotation, biological process: chromosome segregation. Gene Ontology annotation, molecular function: microtubule binding.